GACGGGGCUGUUGCGCAGUCAGUAAAAGACUUUUUGCAGAAGCGCUCUCUGUGAACUCUGUGUGCUUCUGGAUUUAUCCGCCUCUCCACAGAUGGACUCGACAGAUCCGCGGAGCUUCAGACCCUGAACACAUUCAUCAUGUCACCCGUGGCUUCACUCUGGCUGCUGUGCGGAUCUCUGUGUUCUCUCGCGCUCGUGGCUGAAGGACACAGCACUGAGUGUUUGGAUAAAGAUGAGAUUCUCACUGAAAUGUCCAGAGACGUUGAGGCGCCGUCGGUGUGUGUGUUGACUUGCACUGUGCUCGCUUACAGGCAGAUUCUGAUCAGACAACAAAAACUCACUAUCCGAUUCAGAGACUCAGACGCAGGAGAAGCGGGAGAGUUUUGCUGGUUUUUCCGCAAGAGGUGCAGUUCGUGGGACGAAGUUUUUGUUUUACUGCCAGUGAAUCAAUCACUUGUGGAUGGAGAAGCGAUGGAAAUUCACAUCACAGAGCCGAUUCAGCGUCACACCGCUUCAUCCACACUGCCCGAGGACUGCGGCAUGAGAUUCGAUGUUACUCCGCAUCUGACACAACAACAACAACAACAACAACAACAACAACAACAACAACAACAGCAGCAGCAGCCGCCGCCACAGACUCUCUGCAUUAGACUGACGUCAUUCCUGGAAAACAAGUUACAGUGUCCACCAUUCCUGGCCAUGGUUAAAAACAAACAGAAAAAGAGCACAACUCAUACCUGAAUAAAUCCACCAAACAUUAUGAGACACAAAUAAACGUUUGUUACUUUUGUAUUAAUACGCAGUUUUUUAAUAUAGAAGAAGCUUCUUUUGUGUGAUUAUUAGAAAAAGCUGUGCUUUAUGAUAAAAGCACGAAUAUAUUUUAUUUUUUGUGAAGUUUUAUAUGACUAGUGUUAAACUAUAUCUUUAUUAAAUAUUAAUGGUUUCAGACACGUGACCUUUUUGGCGUGGGCGCCAUCUUGAGGACCUAGCGCAGCCUCUCCGUAUUACUGAGCCUAUGAGGACUUCAGAUCCGAGGCCACAGUUUUGUAAUUCUUUCACUGUUUAACAAAUCCUGUCCAUAGAUUAAUAAACCAUACCCACGAGUUUCCAA
Molecule: messenger RNA, 1111 nt
Organism: Triplophysa rosa
Lineage: Eukaryota; Metazoa; Chordata; Actinopteri; Cypriniformes; Nemacheilidae
Exons: 2
Coding region: 139-741 (200 amino acids)
Source: RefSeq, a predicted model, not a curated record